Prunus armeniaca (apricot) is the source of this 1746-nucleotide messenger RNA. NCBI's taxonomy places the organism in Eukaryota, Viridiplantae, Streptophyta, Magnoliopsida, Rosales, Rosaceae. The record is from the annotation of a GenBank genome assembly.
AUGGAUCGUGCCUCGGGCUCAAUUGCACAUCCACCAUAUUUCGAUGGCAACAACUAUGGCGCUUGGAAGGCCAAAAUGAAGUCGUUUCUUUGGUCCUUAGAUGAACGUGUAUGGAGCACAGUGGUUCAUGGAUUUCCUAAACCCACAAAGACGAUCGGAAAAGGAGAUGAAGAAACCACAAUCCUCAAAACUAGAGAGGAGUGGACCACUGCAGAAGUCACACACAGCACUAAUAAUCAAAAGGGGUUACUCAUGAAGGAACAGAUACUGUCAAGGGAGCCAAGCUUCAAAUGCACACUUUACAAAGAUAGAGUUGUGAAAAAGAUUUUGAGAUCCUUGCCUCAACGGUUUCAACCAAAGAUCACGGCUAUUGAAGAGAUCCGUGACUUAAACACCUUGAAAGUUCAAGAACUCAUAGGGUCCAUACAAACCUAUGAGAUGAAACAUCUACCUCUUAAAAAGAGCAAAAAUGUUGCGUUCAAGGUUGUGAAUGAAGAAGAUGAUGAGCAUUCAAAUGAAGAUUGCAGUGAUGAGGAAUUAACGAUUCUCACAAGACGAUUCAUGAACUUUCUCAAGAAUCAGGAUCCAAGGAGUCGAGAUUCAAAAGGUAUAAAUUCUAAAAAUAGGUUUGUUAACUAUACUGAUGGUGGAUCUAAAUUUCGCAGGUUAAAUGAACGAAAGAAUCCAAGAGAAAAGGUCAAAUGUUUCGAAUGUGAAGGCUAUGGACACAUAUCUUCGGAAUGUGCCAACACCUUAAGGAAACAAAAGGAUGGCAAGAAUAAGGCAAUGCAUACUACUUGGAGUGAUAGUGAAUCGGAAUGCGAGAAUGAUGAAAAGACGGUUGCACUUAUAACCACAGUUAGCUUGGAUGAAUCACGUGAGGAUGAUGAUUGUAAAGGUAUAAAUAUUGAGUUUAUCAUGAACAAAUAUGAUGAUUUGUUGGCUGCAUCUCAGAAGCUCAGUAAACAAAAUAGUGAGCUCGUCAAAGAAGUUGCUGUGCUGAAGCUGGAAAAUUGCAGGAUUGCAAACGAGUUUCAAUCCCCUGAUGCAGAUUCCGAAAAGGUAAGUGCAGGUAUGAACGAAAAAUUGAUGUUUUUGCAGAAAAAAUUGACUGAUCAGAAUAAAUUAAUUGCUUCUCUAACUUCUGACAACAAAGCCCUUGAACUUGAACUUAAAAAUUCAAAAGAAAGGAUUGUUUCUUUAACCAUUGGUGCAGAAAAAAUUGACAAGAUGAUUAGCAUGGGACGAAGAGAUGGUGACAAACGAGGCUUGGGAUUUGAACCAAGUAAUAAGUCUUCCGCUGUGUCUAAAACAAAGUUUGUCAAAUCCACUUCACCUAUUGAACCUUCUGCCUCUCAUGAAGUCAAGAAAUUUAUUCCAAUUUGUCACUUUUGUGGAACUCGUGGGCACAUAAGACCGAGAUGCAAUAAGCUUCGAAACGAAUUUGUUCGUUCAAAUUCUCAUGGCAUGGGUGGAAAAGUAAGUAUCCAACAUAAGAUUUCAAAUCUUAUGAAAGAGGUAAACCGCUUAUCCAAACUAUCUUCUUUUCAUUGUUUGCCGUCAACUAAGACAAAGUUGGUUUGGAGGGAAAAGGAAAAUCAUAAUUGUAUGUCUUCCUCCACUAAUGUUGUGCAUGAACCCGUUGCUUUAGAAAGUUUGGAUCUUAAAUGUAUUGCUGCAAAACCCUUGGAUAAUCUUCGAUUUGACACUCUUAGAAAGUCUUUAGGUAUAUGUGCUCUAGAUUAA